Messenger RNA from Coffea eugenioides, 2417 nucleotides. RefSeq names its product transcription factor bHLH77-like. The record is from RefSeq and is a predicted model, not a curated record. Gene Ontology annotation, biological process: regulation of DNA-templated transcription. Gene Ontology annotation, cellular component: nucleus. Lineage: Eukaryota; Viridiplantae; Streptophyta; Magnoliopsida; Gentianales; Rubiaceae. The transcript has 8 exons. Bases 291 to 2033 code for a protein of 580 amino acids. Gene Ontology annotation, molecular function: DNA-binding transcription factor activity; protein dimerization activity.
UUCCUCCAUUAAUCUCUCCCUUUUCUCUCUUGCUUUCUCUCCCCUGCUUUUUGCUCUCUGAUCAGCACAUAUUAACCAUCUACUACUACUCUUUUUCUCAUUUGAGUGGAUUUAAAGAACAAAGUUGUCAACUUUUUCCUUCCAACUUCAGCUUUAGUAUCACUUUCUGUUACCUUGUUCGUUCCAAGAAAACAUCACAUUCACACAGUUUAUGCCUUAUAUUCUUCCUUAACUGAAGUACUAAUAAUAAGUAACAAACUGCUGGAUUGUCUUUGUUUGGGAUUCUUGAUAUGGAGAGGGAGAAUCUUCAAAUGCCUUAUGGGAGUGGAAUUGGAGGAUUUCACAGCAAUGAGCUGAAUUGCAGCAGCUCAGAAGUGCAGUUUCAGAAUUGCUUUUUUAAUCCCAGUUGGGACAAUUCAUUGGAUCAGAAUGAUCCCUUUGAGUCUGCAUUGAGCUCAAUGGUGUCGUCUCCAGCUGCGUCGAAUGCUGCCGGAGGAGGAGGAGGAGGAGGAGGAGGAGGAGGAGUUCCUGGCAGUAGUAAUGGAGGCGAGAAUGUUGUGCUGAGAGAACUAAUUGGUCGAUUAGGCAGCAUCUGCAACUCUGGUGAAAUUUCACCUCAGUCUUAUAUGGGAGGUGGAAAUAAUAGUACUAAUACUUCUUGCUAUAGUACUCCUCUGAAUUCCCCUCCUAAGCUCAAUCUGUCAAUGAUGGAUCACCAGAUCAGAGGGAACUUGCCAAUUCCUGGCCACCAUUUGCCUUCUCAUUCAAGUUUUACACCAUUUCCAACGGAUCCCGGAUUUGCUGAGAGGGCUGCAAGAUUCUCUUGUUUUGCCAACAAGAGUUUAGGUGGCCUAAAUAGCCAAAUUGGACCACUGCAUGAUUCUGAAUUGCAAAACAGAUUGGUACAGAAGUUGGAUUCUGGAAAGCUUUCCAGAGUUUCAAGUAAUCAGUCCCUCAAGGUUAAUUCUGGAUCUCAAUUGGAUGUUCAGGACAGCAAAGAUGGCUCUUUGCAGGAUGGUAUCUCAGCUUCUGAUAGGAAAUUCAGUAAAUUGUCAGGGUCUUCGACACCUGAAAACACAGAAUUUGGUGAUUCCAGGGAGAAUUCUUCAGUCUCUGAGCAGAUCACAACUGGGGAAACUGGCAACAAUGGCCAAAAUGAUGCCAAUUCCAGGAAGAGGAAGUCAAUUGCUAGGGGGAAAGCAAAAGAACCACCCUCUUCCUCCAACUCUGCCAAAGAUGCCAAUGGUGCAUCUGAUAGUAAUGAAUCAAAUGCAAAAAGAAGCAAGUCAGGUGAAGAAAAUGCGGAUGAAAAAGAUGCCACACAAGCCAUGGCAGACACAAAUGGCACUGACAAAGCUGCAGGGGAUGGAAAUCAGAAACAAAACAAGGAGAAUUCUAAGCCACCAGAGGCCCCUAAGGACUAUAUUCAUGUUAGAGCCAGGAGGGGCCAGGCUACUGAUGCACAUAGCCUAGCUGAAAGAGUUAGAAGAGAGAAAAUCAGUGAAAGAAUGAAGCUCUUACAAGAUCUUGUGCCUGGUUGCAAUAAGGUGACUGGAAAAGCUGUUAUGCUUGAUGAGAUCAUAAACUAUGUCCAAUCUCUGCAACGCCAAGUUGAGUUUCUUUCAAUGAAAUUAGCAACAAUCAAUCCAAGAAUGGAAUUUAAUGCAGAAGCACUUGUAUCCAAGGAUGUCCUACAUUCUCGUGGAUCUUUACCUCAUAACAUGUAUUCAUCAGAGGCCUCAGCAGCAGGAUUCCCUUAUCCAAUGCAAUCUCAAAAUGGGACAAAUUUGCCAAGUGCAGCCAUUCCUAAUGGCCAAGAUGUUCCCUUCUCAAUGAACCAUCUGAGUGCUGCUAUCAGUCGAAAUCAAGGCAUUCAUUUGCCACCUUUGGAUAAUUUUGGUGAAGCAGCUUCUCAGAUUCCAUCUUUCUGGGAGGAUGAUCUCCAUACUGUUGUCCAGAUGGGUUUUGGCCAAAAUCAGACACAGAAUUUUCAUGGUAUAAUGCCCACAGCUCAAAUGAAGGUUGAGCUAUGAAAGAUAUUUAUCAGCAUUACUGAUUUCAAUUGAAGCCCCGAGUGAGAGAGGCUUCUGUACAUAGGCAUAUGUGGCAGUUCAAACAAAUUGGAUCCAAUUGAAGAGAAAAUCAAUUUUUCUCCUCCAUUCUGAUUUUGUACCUGGCUAUUUAUUUCAGCAGAUAUAUUUUUUUGGAGAAUAUUUACAUUCCCUUGUAAAAUUCAAGAACUAAUUGCACUGUAGUGUCCAGUGUAACAUGCUGUAGCAUGGUGAGAAUUGUGUUGAAGGGCUGAUAAGAGGGGAGCUAGAUUAUGUAUCCUAUUAUUGCAACCUUUUUUUUACAUGUUCUCUUACCAUUCAGAAUUUAAUGACUAAUUUAUUUAUUGAAAAACCUUAUUAUUGUAA